AUGAUCCAAAGUCACUGGAGAUCAGGGGGAAUUCUUUCCUCUUGGGACGGACCCGGGGGAAAGAAUGAACCCCUGGUGUUGCUCCAGUCGCUCCCUCGGACUGAAAUUCUCUUCCUUGCAGCCUGACCCUCCCUGUGUGUUGCAGGUUCACUGCCAGCCCUGCAGAAUGUCCUGCUCUGACCUGUCCCCCUGUGGCAUCCUGCGCCCCCAGCCCCUGGCUGACAGCGGGAACGAGCCCUGUGUGCGCCAGUGCCCCGACUCCAGCACCCUGAUCCAGCCCCCCCCCGUGGUGGUCACCUUCCCUGGGCCCAUCCUCAGCUCCUUCCCUCAGGAUUCCAUCGUGGGAUCCGCUGGAGCCCCCGUUCUUGGGGGCUAUGGGGGCUCCCUGGGCUAUGGGGGCUCUGGAUCCCUGGGCUAUGGGGGUCUGUGGGGCUAUGGGGGCUAUGGGGGCUAUGGGGGUUAUGGGGGUUAUGGAUCCCUGGGAUAUUUGGGCUAUGGGGGUUAUGGCUCUGGCUCCCUGGGCUAUGGGGGUCUGUGGGGCUAUGGGGGCUAUGGGGGCUAUGGGGGUCUGUGGGGCUGUGGGGGCUCCCGGGGGCUGUGGGGCUCUGGCAGAUCCUACGGCUCCUGCAGCCCCCACUCCUGGUUCGGCCGCUCCGGCCGCGGGCUCUGCGGGACCUGCUGA
Messenger RNA from Pseudopipra pipra, 682 nucleotides. RefSeq names its product scale keratin-like. Gene Ontology annotation, molecular function: structural constituent of cytoskeleton. The coding region runs from base 65 to 682 and encodes 205 amino acids. The transcript has 2 exons. NCBI's taxonomy places the organism in Eukaryota, Metazoa, Chordata, Aves, Passeriformes, Pipridae. Gene Ontology annotation, cellular component: intermediate filament. The record is from RefSeq and is a predicted model, not a curated record.